AUGGCUGGAAAUCUUCUGACUGUUACUGUCAUUGUGAGAGAUGCCCAUCUUCAUUACCCAAUGUACUUCUUUAUAGCUAACCUAUCCUUGUUAGAUUUUUGCUAUAUCUCAGUAACUGUUCCUAAAUCAAUUGUGAAUUCUCUAAUGAACUGUAAAUUUAUUUCUCUUAAAGAAUGUGUUGCCCAAAUUUUCCUAUUUCUGUUAUUUGGAUUCACAGAGUUUAUUUUCCUUGUGGUCAUGUCCUAUGACCGUUAUGUUGCCAUUUGUCACCCUCUGCAUUAUCAGCUCAUCAUCACCCCACGUCUGUGCACACAAAUAUCAGGAGGCUCAUGGGCCACUGGACUGGUCUAUUCUGCAAUCCACACAGGCACCAUAUUCUAUCUUCCUUUCACAAAAUCCAAUGCUAUUCACCAGUUUUUCUGUGACAUCCCUCAAAUCCUAAGCAUCUCUUCUCAGUCGGUGCAGUUUUCUGAGACAGUGACCCUUGCAGUAAGUACUUGCAUUGCGUUGCUCUGCUUUGUCAUUUUAUUUGCCUCAUAUGUAAACAUAUUUUCUACUGUGCUCCAGAUGAAAUCUGUGGAAGCCAGAAACAAAGCCUUAUCCACUUGCUCUCCACAGUUGGCUACUCUUAUUUUGUUUUUAAUCUCUGGAUUUUUUGCCUGUUUGGGCCCCAUCUCAAAUAUGUCUUCUAUUCAAAAUCUCCUCACAGCUAUCUUCUACUCCAUGGUGUCCCCCUUAGUAAACCCUAUCAUCUUUAGUCUGAGGAACAGGGAGAUUAAGAAUGCUCUCAGCAGAAUGUUUAAAGGAUCUUAA
Molecule: messenger RNA, 813 nt
Organism: Chrysochloris asiatica (Cape golden mole)
Lineage: Eukaryota; Metazoa; Chordata; Mammalia; Afrosoricida; Chrysochloridae
Product: olfactory receptor 14I1-like
Exons: 1
Coding region: 1-813 (270 amino acids)
Biological process (GO): G protein-coupled receptor signaling pathway
Cellular component (GO): membrane
Molecular function (GO): olfactory receptor activity; G protein-coupled receptor activity
Source: RefSeq, a predicted model, not a curated record